AUGUAUUCCAACCCUCAUGCGGCCAUGCCGCCGCCGCAGUCGCGCUCCGUCGCUCCCGAGACCUUCUUAUUAGAUCAGGAUGCGCAGCAAAGCCUCCCGCCGGACAGCGUCGUCGCGCUGCAGCAAGUAGACAACCUCAAGUACUUCCUCAUCUCCGCGCCCGUCGACUGGCAACCCGAUCAGUACAUCCGCCGCUUUCUCUUGCCCACCGGCGAGUAUGUGUCCUGCGUGCUAUGGAACAACCUCUUCCACAUCUCAGGUACUGACAUCGUGCGAUGCCUGUCCUUCCGCUUCCAGGCCUUUGGCCGACCGGUCAAGAACUCCAAGAAGUUCGAGGAGGGUAUCUUCUCCGACUUGCGCAACUUGAAGUCGGGCACCGAUGCGUCGCUCGAGGAGCCCAAGAGCGCCUUCCUUGACUUCCUCUACAAGAACAACUGCAUCCGCACGCAAAAGAAGCAGAAGGUCUUCUACUGGUACAGCGUGCCUCACGACCGCCUGUUUCUCGAUGCAUUGGAGCGCGACCUCAAGCGCGAGAAGAUGGGCCAGGAAGCCACAACCGUCGCCGUCAGCGAGCCUGCCCUCUCAUUCGAAUUCGAUUCGUCGCAAUCGCUGUUCGAGCAACUCACCAAGGCCCAGCAGACCAACUCCUCAUCCUUCAACAACAAUGUCCAGACCUACUCGCAGUCGACGUCACCGGUGAUGCGCGCGAUGGACUCCAUGCCCCCACCUCAGAUGGUCCCGCAAAACAUGCCACCCCAGGUGCACGAGGAGCCCAUGGCUCCCAUGGUUCAAUACCAGCAGAUGUCAAUGGCGCCGAGCAUGCAGAGCACUGUUGUUAAGAGCAGAGAACGCGAGUUUGCGCCGCAGGUGCAGUACGACCGCAAUGGUAUCCCGCUUUCACAGGUGCAUCAGCGACACAGCUCCAUGCCCGCUUACAUGGAGUACUCGCCCGCUCCGUCAUUCGUAUCUUCCCAUUACGAGGACUACAGCACUCGCGGCAUGUCAUUCGAGCCUCUGACCCCGCCUCAGCACCAAAUUAGCCUCGGUGCGGAGCCUGCGUAUAUCGCCAACGAGGACACUGGUCUCUACAGCGCCAUUCCUGAGCUCGGCGUGUCGCACUCGUUCAACCCGCUCAUGAACAUCCCUCCGUCCAACUUGAUGGGUCCUAGCUACCCUGGCGUCAACAGGGCAUUCCCCCCAGGAAACGUGUACUCUGUCAUUGAAGGCUCUCCGACCUACAAGCAGCGACGGAGGCGAUCAUCCAUCUCCACUGCUGCUGCUGUCGCUGCAGUAACUGCCACUGGUAACGCUCACCAGGUUCACCGCCCAAGUGACUUGAGGCGGUCAAUGUCAAGCUCCAUCAUGCCCGUUCCCGAAGGCGAGGAGGUGACACAUUCCAGCCAUAACUCUCCGGAUAGCGCCACCGGUCCAUCCCUGGGCCAGUCAAUUCCUGAAGCCAAGCCGCAGGUAAACAUCUCGCGUCACGGCACUCCUCUCCACACCAUCGAAGACAGCCCGCCACAACAGCAGGCGAUGCUUCAGCAGGACGAGCUCAACAGCCUCGUCAACGGUGACAUGUUCGACAGCCCCCUACAGCACAGCGCAGUUGCCCGUGCUCAAGGUGGUCCCAAUGUGUUCCGACGAGCCCGCAGCGCCACUAUGAUGGAGAUUGGCCCGUACCCCCAGAAAUCUCACUCUUGCCCGAUCCCCACCUGCGGUAGGCUGUUCAAGAGGUUAGAACACCUCAAGAGGCACGUGCGCACCCAUACACAAGAGCGGCCUUAUGUCUGCCCUCUCUGCAACAAGGCUUUCUCCCGAUCCGAUAACCUUGCCCAACAUCGUCGCACGCAUGAACCUCGUCCAGACGGCGAGCCGCUCGACUUCAAUGACGAUGACCUCGAGGGCGAGGACGCUCACCUCGACUCUCUCGAGGAGGAGUCGCCCGACUCUGGCAACGAUUAUCUCUCUGGCCUUCCCCAGAUUCCCACAUCCAUCACCGAUAUACCCGGACCACUUGCCAUGUCUAUGGCACCACCGCAGCACCACCUCAUCGCUGCCAACAAUUAUUAA
This is a messenger RNA of Didymosphaeria variabile, 2070 nucleotides long. It is a transcript of the gene MST12, whose product is annotated as Transcription factor mst12. Gene Ontology annotation, cellular component: Tec1p-Ste12p-Dig1p complex; nucleus; Ste12p-Dig1p-Dig2p complex. The transcript has 5 exons. Gene Ontology annotation, biological process: sexual reproduction; regulation of DNA-templated transcription. Gene Ontology annotation, molecular function: DNA-binding transcription factor activity. The record is from RefSeq and is a predicted model, not a curated record. NCBI's taxonomy places the organism in Eukaryota, Fungi, Ascomycota, Dothideomycetes, Pleosporales, Didymosphaeriaceae. The coding region runs from base 1 to 2070 and encodes 689 amino acids.